AAUGAAUUAAGAGGUAAACAUUCCUUGUGGAAGAUAUGAAUUUAAUCAGGAGACAAGAAAAGUAGUAAUGUAAAAAGAUAAAGGUUUGUUAAAUUUAAUAUUGAAUGAUGAAAAUGAAUUAUGGCUCAAAUGGUAUAAUUUGGAUCAAAAUAGAAGAUUAGAUUUUGUAUAUAAAUAAACAAUACUUAGGAAAGAGUGAUUUUUAAAGGAACAACAAUUUUUGAGAAAGUUAAAGGAUAACAUAGAGUUUAUUUACUUAAGAUUACAGAUGAAGAUUCAAAGUAUUUUUUUUGGAUGCAAGUAAUAUAAUAUAUAAUUUAAAUAAAGAAUGAAGAUGUUAAUUAAGAUUAAAUGUAUAUAGAUUAGUUCAAAGUGAUUGUUGAUUCAUAAAUAAUUGAUAAUCUAAUAGAAUUUGAGGCAUAAAUUCCAUUAAAUUAAUAGUAGCCAGAAUUUGUUGCUAAUUAAAAUAGAUAAUUUGAAAACUAAUAACGAUAACCUUUAAUAAAUAUUAAUUAAUUAUAGUUAUUAGAACUAUUUCAGUAGCAAUUAUAUAGACAUACUAAAUAAGACCUAUCAUUAAGCGAUAUAUUAUCUAGUGAAUUCCUGUUUUCUGUGAUAUAAGACUAGGAUUAUUUUGAAGCUUUGAAAGAGUAUUAAAGAAUGUUAGCUUAGAUAUUUACCGAUUGAUCAAUAAAAUAUACAAUAUUUUAAAGAUAAUCUCAUAAGUCCAUAAUUCUAAUAAGCUUUGGAUCAACUAUGCCUAGCUUUAAAAGGAAGAGAACGAAGCUCUGUCUUACAAUAAUUAGAAUUAGAUAAUUCCAUUUUAGAGAAGGAAUAUGAUGGUGUCAUAGCUUUUAUUUAAGCAAUAAUUAAACUAAUAAAAGAAGAAAAUAAAAAUAUUUGA
Paramecium pentaurelia is the source of this 904-nucleotide messenger RNA. NCBI's taxonomy places the organism in Eukaryota, Ciliophora, Oligohymenophorea, Peniculida, Parameciidae. The record is from the annotation of a GenBank genome assembly.